Molecule: messenger RNA, 1967 nt
Organism: Glossina fuscipes
Lineage: Eukaryota; Metazoa; Arthropoda; Insecta; Diptera; Glossinidae
Gene: spn-A
Product: DNA repair protein RAD51 homolog 1
Exons: 3
Coding region: 49-1080 (343 amino acids)
Biological process (GO): mitotic recombination; chromosome organization involved in meiotic cell cycle; DNA strand invasion
Cellular component (GO): condensed nuclear chromosome
Molecular function (GO): ATP-dependent DNA damage sensor activity; ATP hydrolysis activity; single-stranded DNA binding
Source: RefSeq, a predicted model, not a curated record
GAAAGGUAUUAAAUAUUGAUAGAAUUAUUUGAGUACGGAGGAAAAUAUAUGGCUACGCAUUGCAAGGAUCAAUCUUUCGAUACGGUCGCAGACUGUGACGAGGACGAGCAAGUGGGUGGCCCGUUACUAAUUAACAAAUUGGAAACUAACGGCAUUACUAAUAAUGACAUACAACGACUUAAAAGUGCAGGCUAUCACACCGUGGAAUCUGUAGCUUUUAGCACACGAAAAGAUUUGUUAAAUAUCAAAGGACUUGCGGAUGCCAAAGUGGACAAAUUAAUAACACACGCGCAAAGUUUAGUGCCUAUGGGUUUCAAUACUGCUUCCCAUGUAUAUCAGAGACGUUCCGAGAUCAUAAUGCUAACGACUGGUUCAACAGAAUUAGACAAGUUAUUAGGUGGUGGCAUAGAAACGGGUUCAAUUACUGAAAUAUUUGGUGAAUUCCGGUCAGGUAAAACUCAAUUGUGUCAUACAUUAGCGGUCACCUGUCAACUGCCCAUAAGUCAAAACGGUGCCGAAGGUAAAUGUUUGUAUAUUGAUACCGAAGGUACUUUUCGACCAGAACGGUUCGUGUCUAUUGCGGAUCGAUUCCAUUUGAUUAAAGACGACGUUUUAGAAAAUAUAGCUUGCGCUCGAGCUUACAAUUCUGAUCAUCAGACAGAAUUACUUAUGCAGGGAGCAGCAAUGAUGGCCGAAUCCCGAUAUGGCUUAAUCGUUGUGGACAGUGCAACCGCUUUAUACAGGACAGAUUAUGUUGGACGAAGUGAAUUAGCUCCUCGUCAGGCGCAUUUGGCAAGAUUUAUGCGCUUACUUCUCAGAUUAGCGGACGAAUUUGGCGUAGCUGUUGUUAUCACCAAUCAAGUAGUAGCUCAGGUUGAUGGCGGCAGUAUGUAUCAGGCUGAUGCCAAGAAGCCUAUAGGCGGUAACAUAAUAGCUCAUGCUUCAACAACUCGUUUAUAUUUGCGCAAAGGACGCGGUGACAAUAGGAUUUGCAAAAUUUAUGACUCUCCCUGCUUGCCCGAGUCUGAAGCAGUUUUUGCAAUAUUACCAGAAGGUAUAGGUGAUGCUAAAGAAAAAUAACCAAUCUACCAUACUAACAUCCAUCUAAGACCGCAUCAUGUUUUUCUAUGCAUUUGUUUGUUGUUUUUGUUUGAUAUGUUGAUGUUUCAGACGAUGCCAUGUACACGUUGAUCUAGAACUUAUAACGUAAAGCUUCCUAUCCUAUAAAUAUGUUAAACAAAAAAAAGUUGAACAAUAAGAACAAUAAGUUAAACAUAUAUAAGUAGGCAAAUAAAAACUAAAAGAAAAAAAAAAACUAAAAUAGGGAAAGAGCUAAUACGCAUCAAAAUAAGUGCACGCCCAUCGGCUAUAACCGUAGAGCUUUAUGAGCACAUGAGAUAAGCGUACAUGUAAAAUUUGGCAACAGAUCGUUGAAAAAUUAAACUCACUAGACGUUCUUCUUCGAGUGUAUUAUCCAAUUCCGGUAACAUUGAAGUUUAUAGCAAAGGACGUGCAAUGGGCUAAGUAGUUUAUAGUUAGUAUGCAUUAACCUGUUUCAAUUAACUAAAAUUGGCGAGUUAUGCGCGUUAUUAGCAAUUUCUUUGGGUGAGUUCUAGACCAGCUUUCACUUUUAUUUAAAAAAAAGAGAACAACAGAAGUGAAAUUUCGACUCUCUUCAACAUUAAAUUCUUUCUAUUCUUGUGCAGAGCUAAAUAGAUGGCAGAUGGGUUUAUCUGUCGUAUAGCUUGCGGUCUUUAAGUAAAGUUUUUGAAAAUGGAAGCACUCUCAACAUAUAUGCUGCACUGUAAGUGUUUUCGACGAUCGAUUUAAUCCAUUUUCGAUAUUAAAAUUCCAUAUGAAACAUACUUGAAACACAAAUGUAAAUAUUUUCUUAAUUACACAAGAGAACAUUUAGAGUUUGAUACCGAUGAGCAAGUUUUUUUUUGGGUGUCGUCGAAUAUCUUUUU